CCGCGGCGGGCGCGCGGGGGAAACGGUGGCGGAGCAGAGCCAGCCAGUAGAGUUGCCACCGCCACCACCGCCGCCGCGCUGCCCUGCGAAUCAAACUCCCAUGCAAAGGAGGAGAUCCUCUCGACCCACUCACCUCCUGGGCGCUCGCUCUCCCCGCGAAGAUAUGGAAGAUCAAGAUAAGGAGCUUACUGGUGGAUUCUGACUCCUGGGCAAGUCCGCUUUCCUUACUCGGCGCAGUCCUGGUUUCCAAGUCCUUCAGACUCUCAGUUUGCCAAAAAGAAAAACAAAUAUCAGAAAAAGUGUGCAGGAGGAAAGGAAAAUGAAACUUUCGGGAACAAGAUUACAGAUGAGUGCUUCAGGAGAACCGAUGGUGCCACGAUGCAGAAGAGAUGUGUGGCCUUCAUUCCUCAAGUCCGUUUAGAAAGAUGCGAGUGAUUGUAUCUGCAGAAGAGGAGAAGAUCACCGAACCCAACUCUCCAAAGGCUUAAACAGGCAUUCAAUCAACAGAUGCAGAAAUGAAUAACUCCACAAACAUAAGUUAUUUGGAGGACAGAAUGACCCUACCAAGUCCUUAUAAAACAGUGGAGGUUGUCUUCAUUGUCCUGGUGGCUGGGUCCCUCAGCCUGGUAACCAUCAUUGGGAACAUCCUGGUCAUGGUGUCCAUAAAAGUCAACAGGCACCUACAAACUGUCAACAAUUACUUCCUUUUCAGCUUGGCCUGCGCUGAUUUGAUCAUCGGUGUCUUCUCCAUGAACCUGUACACACUUUACACUGUGACAGGCUCUUGGCCAUUGGGACCUGUGGUUUGUGACUUGUGGCUGGCCCUUGACUAUGUGGUCAGCAAUGCUUCUGUCAUGAAUCUUCUCAUAAUCAGUUUUGACAGGUACUUUUGUGUGACCAAACCCCUGACCUACCCAGUCAGGCGGACCACUAAGACGGCAGGGAUGAUGAUCGCAGCUGCCUGGGUUCUUUCUUUUAUCUUAUGGGCACCUGCCAUUCUCUUUUGGCAGUUUAUUGUAGGAGAAAGGACGGUACCCGAUAAGGAAUGCUACAUCCAGUUCCUAUCCAAUGCAGCGGUCACCUUUGGCACAGCUAUCGCAGCUUUCUACCUGCCUGUUGUGAUCAUGUCCAUUCUGUACUGGCAAAUAUCCCGGGCCAGUAGGAGCAGGGUUAAAAAAGACAAGAAAGGUGGAGCCCAAAAUCAGGAGCCAGCAUCCCCAAGUUUAGUUCAAGGGAAAAUAGGGAAACCAAAUAAUAACAACCUCCCAACCAAUGAAGACGGGACCGAACACAAUAAAAUCCUGAACGGUAAAGCCGCUGGGGAGCCAGUCAUGGAGAACUGUGUUCCAGCAGAAGAAAAGGAGAGCUCAAACGACUCCACCUCUGUCAGUGCAGGUGCUUCCAACAUGAAAGAGGAUGAAGCAAUCACGGAGAAUCCUCGAGCUUCUGUCUCCCAAGUGAACGCGAAAGUGGAGAAUUCGAAACUGACCUGCAUUCGGAUCCUCACCAAGUCGCCCAAAGGAGAUUACGGUGGCCCUACUAAUACCGCUGUGGAGAUUGUUGCCACGGAUGGACAAAAUGGGGAGGAGAAGCAGAACAUUGUAGCACGUAAGAUUGUCAAGAUGACAAAACAGCCUCCCAAAAAGAAGGCCCCUCCUUCCAGGGAGAAAAAAGUGACCAGGACUAUUUUGGCUAUUCUGCUGGCCUUCAUCAUUACUUGGACACCAUACAACGUCAUGGUACUCAUCAACAGCUUCUGUUCGUCUUGUAUUCCCAACACCGUAUGGACAAUUGGUUACUGGUUAUGCUAUAUCAAUAGCACCAUCAACCCUGCUUGCUAUGCUCUUUGCAAUGCUACUUUCAAGAAAACCUUUAAGCAUCUCCUUAUGUGUAACUACAAGAACAUAGGAGCCACGAGGUAA
Messenger RNA from Thamnophis sirtalis, 1922 nucleotides. The record is from RefSeq and is a predicted model, not a curated record. Lineage: Eukaryota; Metazoa; Chordata; Lepidosauria; Squamata; Natricidae.